Molecule: messenger RNA, 4068 nt
Organism: Aspergillus niger
Lineage: Eukaryota; Fungi; Ascomycota; Eurotiomycetes; Eurotiales; Aspergillaceae
Exons: 11
Coding region: 1-4068 (1355 amino acids)
Biological process (GO): transmembrane transport
Cellular component (GO): membrane
Molecular function (GO): ATP binding; ABC-type transporter activity; ATP hydrolysis activity
Source: RefSeq, a predicted model, not a curated record
AUGGCCUCUCAAGCCAUCAACAGUGAAUGGGGGUCAAUUGUACUAUCGUUAGCUUUUCUCUUUGCGUUGGCUCGCAGGGUCCGCACCAUUUGCAACUCACCAAAGAAAAUAGCAUCUGCUCCUAGAGGGUACAAGCACAUAGUAAGUAGCUCUAACUGCUCAAAGUUGCGAUUGUCUCAGUAUGCAUCGCAGAUAUUUUUUGCCACGGUGAUUUGCAUAGUUCACUUGACAUCAGGGACUGGGUUUGGAUCACACGCACAUUUCUACAAUGGUCUGGCCGCCUUAAACGCUUGUCUCUCGGCUGCUAUAUCGAUGGUUGAGCAUACUCAAGAUGUUCAAUCAUCGCACCUGGUGCCGGCAUACCUUGCUGUUGCACUAGCACGAGAUAUGCAUAAGACGUGGAACAUGACAUGUCCCACGGUGUUUGACUGCGGCGGAAUAAAGUUAGGAUUAUGUUUGGAAGCACUAUGGCUAGUCUCCUUUAUCCGUUCUUGGGUAUGGGGAGGAUAUCUACAUUUCCAGGUAUCAGCUUCAGAGGAUGCCGCAGGGCUCUUUAGCUUUGUUUCCUUCUUCUGGAUCAGCCCUAUGCUGAGGGAAGGCUAUAUAUCGACGCUUCAUACUGCAGGGUUGCCUGGGAUUCAUCACAUGCUAUCAUCAAGAACUCUCCGCACGGGAGCCAUCAAAGCGUGGACUUCAAGAACCGGGUCUCACAAACGGAGCCUUCCUCUUACCUUGGCUCGUUGUAUCAAAUCUGCUUUUCUGUUUCCAAUUAUUCCUCGCCUCUUCGUCAUUGUAUUCCGCUACGCUCAACCGUUGAUCAUGGAUGCUGUUAUCCGUUUCGUCAAGGAUACAACUACCUACAGCAAUAGUGGCCUUUGGCUUAUUUUCUUUGCUGGUAUUAUUUACCUAGGAAUGACGAUCUCUGCAGCAAUUUAUCAACGCUGCAUUGAUAGGCUGCGUAUUAUGGUUAGAGGAGCCUUGAUUGGCAUGAUACACGAUCAAGCGAUGAAACUCCCUGGCAAAGAGGCUGAGUCGGAAGCCGUGACAUUAAUGAGCUCCGAUGUUGACAGUGUUGAGUCAGUGGGUGAGAUUCUACAUGACACAUGGGCCUACCUCUUAGAGGUAGCUAUUGGCACAAUGCUGCUGGCUGCCCGGCUUCAAUGGUUUGCAUUUCUUCCACUGGGCAUUAUAUUUGCUUGUUCAAGAAUGAGUGCCUACGUAGCUAAGCACUUGGAAGGUAGACAAAAGGACUGGAAUGUUGCAACUCAGGCGCGCAUUUCCGCAAUCACGAGUGUGCUUGGUGGGAUCAAGAGCUUGAAGAUGAUGGGUAUGGAGGAUGUAGGACAAUCCCGUAUCUCUCAAUUACGUGAGAAGGAGCUACGCCUGUCUGAGCGCUUAAGGUGGAUUCUCGUCGCCUAUAAUGCCAGUGCAAACUCACUUGGUAUAUUUGCCCCGGUAUUGACCUUGGUAUUCUAUGCCCUAUCACCUAGAACUGAUGGCUUGCACGCCAAUGAGGUAUUCACGUCUAUCGCUCUUCUUUCUUUGGUCACGCAUCCGGCCAAUAUGGUGAUGACUUUGGUCCCUCGUGCCGUUGGUAUAAUGGCAAACUUUGCACGCAUCGAGGCAUACAUUAGUCGGUCAUCAGUUGUGGAUACUCGACAGAUUGCUGGCAAAGAAAAGGCCCAACACUUGGCAUCACUAGAUCACGUCUCCAUCAGGAAUUCUUCAAUAACGGAUGCGCCAAUACUUCGAGAUGUCUCCUUCAGUAUUGCUAAAGGGGAGCUAAUCGUCUGUACUGGUGCGGUUGGAAGUGGAAAGACCACAUUAGCCAUGGCCCUGCUUGGAGAGUCAGCCUCAGGAGGGUCAAUGUUCCUGGCUUCGAAGAAAAUUGCAUACUGUGAUCAGGCGCCUUGGCUUCCUAGCGUUACUAUUCGGGAUGCUAUACUUGGUGGCUCUGAUUUUGACGAAGAGUGGUACAAACUGGUCAUAGAUGCAUGCUGCCUGGCCCUUGACUUGGAAGCCCUUCCAGACAGUGACUCGACAGUUAUCGAGAACAACGGCAUGAACCUGUCCGGAGGACAACGUCAGCGUAUAGCUCUUGCACGCGCUGUAUACUCGCGAUACGAUAUGUUGAUUCUCGAUGAUCCAUUCAGUGCCCUUGACAAAACCGUUGUAGAGCACAUCGUAGACAGGCUCCUUGGCCCGAAGGGCUUGUUUAAAGCAACGAAAGCAGGGGGCUCAGAGGCACGUCUAGAGGAUCCUAGCAGCGUUCAGAAAGGAGAACAAUUAGAUAGUAUCGUGGCCUCUACCGCAGGCGUCGUCCAGAAUACUCAGCCCUCCGAGUUGCAUGACAAAAAGAUGCCUGGUCAAAAUAAUCGACUGAGUGAGGCUGCCAUCGACUUAUCACGGAAGACUGGAGACGUUGCUGUCUAUGGGUACUAUAUUAAUGCAGUUGGCCAUGGGAAUGCCUUACUGAUGACAGCCUGUACCGCCACGUAUUCAUUCUGCCUGACCUUCUCACAGUUUACGCAGUUGAAGGUUGCCAUUCGCUCGGGGAUGGUGUUGCAUUCCCAGCUGCUUGAGCGGGUUCUCCGGUCAGUUCUAGCUCACCUCCGCCAUUCUACCUUACUGACUGAAUUAAACUUAUCUAGAGCACCAUUGUCCUAUUUUGCUGAAACUCAUAUCGGCGUCACUCUAAACCGGUUCUCCCAAGACAUCGCGUUAAUCGACAAGCAACUACCCUCCGCUCUCGCCAAUCUAAGUACCCCCUUGAUUGUGUACGUACAGCCGGUGAUGCUAGUCACGAUACCACCAUGUUACAUACUCGUUUACCUCAUCCAAAAAGUCUACCUUCGGACCUCUCGCCAGUUACGGUUCCUCGACCUCGAUUCGAGAUCGCAAUUGUACACAAAUUUCUUGGAUACAACCAGAGGCGUAACUACAAUACGCGCGUUCGGCUGGCAGGAAAAAUUCGCAACCGACAACAUCCAGGCAUUGGAUAUGUCACAGAAGCCAUACUACCUGCUCCUCUGCUUACAAUGCUGGCUUAAGGUGGUUCUGGACUGUAUAAUGGCGAUCAUUGCCAUAGGUCUGAUAACGCUUACUGUCGUAUACCGGAACUCCACAGGGGCCGAUAUCGGACUGGCUUUGAAUUUGAUGAUCGGAGCGAAUACCACGCUUUUACGUUUAAUUCAAAACUGGACUUCCUUGGAGACCUCGCUCGGGGCGGUUUCUCGCCUGAAGGAUGUGCAGGAACGUGUCCGUAGCGAAGAUGAUGCUAGGGGUGCUAUAGAGCCAGGUCCACGGUGGCCGUCCGGGGGAGAAUUGCGGAUGCAGCAUGUCACGGUGUCCUACUCCAAGAAGUCAGAGCCUGCUCUGCGAGACGAAGGUAGGCAGUAUCCAGUAAACCGAGCGUUUCAUGCACGAGCUGACAUGUUCAUUGGCUAUAGCGGCAAAAGCACUCUCAUGCUCUCCUUACUCCGUCUUCUGGAAACUAUGCACGGAGACAUUUAUAUUGACGACAUCAACAUCGCACAUGUACCUCUACAGGUCCUUCGACAACGGGGCAUCAUCGCCGUACCACAAGAUGGCUUCAAUAUGCCGACCGCGAGUAUCCGCUUCAAUCUGGACCCGUAUAAUAAAUGUACGGAUGAUGACAUCGUGCAAGCACUGAAGAGGACUCACCUCUGGGACAAGAUUUCCGCCUCUUCCUCAGGCUUUGAUGACACACUGGACCUUCCCAUGUCAACAAUUCUCCCCUUAUCCGCCGGUCAGAUGCAACUCUUCGCGCUCUGUCGGAUGCUUAUCCGUGUGGAGAUAAAUAGGUCGUCGAAACCGAUCAUCAUCCUCGAUGAAGCUAGCUCGUCAUUGGAUCUUCAGACGGAGGCUAUUCUGGGAGGUAUUCUGCGGGAAGAGCUCAAAUAUCACACAGUCAUCAUGAUUGCUCAUCGAGCUGAGGGGAUCAUGGGUGCAUUGAGGGCAGGAGUAGAUGCCAUUGCUACGAUGAAGGAUGGAAGGCUACGGGUAUCUGUUAUUGGCACAUCGAUGGAUCGUGUUGAUGAGAAAUAG